CCGGGUUGGGGUCCAGUUGAGGUUGGGGUCCCCUGCCGGGUUGGGGUCCAGUUGAGGUUGGGGUCCCUUCCGGGUUGGGGUCCAGUUGAGGUUGGGGUCCCCCUGCCGGGUUGGGGUCCAGUUGAGGUUGGGGUCCCCUGCCGGGUUGGGGUCCAGUUGAGGUUGGGGUCCCCUGCCGGGUUGGGGUCCAGUUGAGGUUGGGGUCCCCUUCCAGGUUGGGGUCCAGUUGAGGUUGGGGUCCCUUCCGGGUUGGGGUCCAGUUGAGGUUGGGGUCCCCUUCCAGGUUGGGGUCCAGUUGAGGUUGGGGUCCCUUCCGGGUUGGGGUCCAGUUGAGGUUGGGGUCCCCUUCCAGGUUGGGGUCCAGUUGAGGUUGGGGUCCCCUUCCAGGUUGGGGUCCAGUUGAGGUUGGGGUCUCCUUCCGGGUGCGGGCAGCAUGGAGGAGGCGCCCCUGCUGGGCGCGCUGGCGGCCGAGGCGGAGCUGGGCCCCGAGCUGUUCUCCGACGGCGCGUUCAAGGCGGACGACGCGCUGCAGGUGCUGCGGGACGCCUACCUGGGGGAGCCCGAGCCCCGCCGCGCCCCCGCCGCCGCCGCCGCCGCCGCGCUGGGGGAGCUGGACGCCGCGCCCGCCUACAGCGUGCACUUCCUGUCGUCGCUGCUCGGGCCCGGCCUGCACCGCGGCCCCGCCGGCCCGGUCCCCGUGCCCGUGUCGGUGCCCGUGUCCGUGUCCGGCCCCGCGGGACCCGCCGUGCUGCCCCUGGGCGCCUGGGCGCGUGACACCGCCCACGCGGGGCUCCGCGUCAUCCCAGUGGAACUAAAAGAAGCAGGUGGUACAAGUGUCAGUGCAGAGGAAGCCACUUUCCAGAACUCUCUUGCCCAGGAAUCUUGUUGCAAGUACCCACCGUCACAGGAAGUAGAGGACGCUUCCGGUUGCUCUUAUAAGAAAGACUCGAACCCCAUGCUCGACAGCGGAGGCCUGCCUGUGGCCGUCAACGGGCCUGCGUUCCCCCCGGCGCCAGCUCUCCCGGGACCAGCGAGGAUAACCCUGGCCGGGUACUGCGACUGCUUCGCCAGCGGAGACUUCUGCGACAACUUGCAGCAUGAGAUCGAGCGGUUCAAGGCCAUGAAGGCCAAGACCGUGUGCCCGUCUCUCUGCAAGUGCGCCGGCUGCAGGAACUGCGCGGCGAGCCCGGAGCGGAAAACGCUGAUGAACGUGACCAACUACGUGGGGGUCGGGGACUUCGAAGGCGGCCGGUCCGUGUCGCCGCCCAAGUCUGCAGGGCCGCCAAAGUUCAGGAAAGACAGAGCCUCCUGCAUCUCCUGGGAGGUGGUGGAGGCCGCCUGCGCCUGCCUGCUGGCCCAGGGCGAGGAGGCCGAGCGGGAGCGCUGCCCCCCCAGCCUGGCGGAGCACCGGGUCCUGGAGGAGUUCGGCCGCUGCCUGUCGCAGAUCCUGCACAUCGAGUUCAAGUCCAGGGGGCUGAAGGUGGAGUAGCGUGGCAGCUGCGGGCCGGACCUGGCCCGGGGGCCCCGAGAGCAGGCCUGGGGGCAGGCGCCGGGAGUGCCCUGCUGCCCGCUGGCACCGCACCACCCUCAGAAGUGGCCCGGGCCCGCCCCACACGGUGACCGUCUCUGGGGACGAGUGGCCCCGAGUGGCGGGACUGUCUCCGAGGCCACCGCCAGGCCUGUGAGCUCUGGGCCGACCUGUGCUGGAAUGGUGGGAAGGCUCUAGACCCAGUGAAUUAAUGAAUUCUGCGUGACGACC
Molecule: messenger RNA, 1759 nt
Organism: Erinaceus europaeus (western European hedgehog)
Lineage: Eukaryota; Metazoa; Chordata; Mammalia; Eulipotyphla; Erinaceidae
Gene: TESMIN
Product: testis expressed metallothionein like protein
Exons: 7
Coding region: 434-1489 (351 amino acids)
Source: RefSeq, a predicted model, not a curated record